Molecule: messenger RNA, 7400 nt
Organism: Rotaria sp. Silwood1
Lineage: Eukaryota; Metazoa; Rotifera; Eurotatoria; Philodinida; Philodinidae
Source: the annotation of a GenBank genome assembly
GGCUGGUUCGAAUUAUAAAUUCGAAUUCGAAUAAAAAUUUUUUUUUUUGCCAGAAUUAUAUGGGUGGCUCAUUCGAAUUAUAAAUUCGAUUCCGAAUAAAAAUUUAGUUUUUUUUCUUUUUUUGUCAGAGUUAUAUGGGUGGCUCGUUCGAAUUAUAAAUUCGAAUUUGAAUAAAAAUUUAUCUUUUUUUUUCUGCCGGAGUUAUAUGGGUGCUUCGUUGGAAUUAUAAAUUCGAAUUCGAAAAAAAAAAUUUUUCUUUUUCUUCGGCUAAUAAAAGGGGGGUGUGCGUCGAAAUUUUCAUUUAUAUUCGAACUCGAAUUAGGCAGCUACUCUGUUUUCGCGAAACAGUUUGUUGGUUUAGCUCUACUAAGACAUAUAAUAUCAAACUCAUACAAUUCUUGGAGCUUCUAAUAGCAGCAACGUCUUUUUUAGUCUGUAAUGUUUAGUAUGCUAAUAUUCAAAGCCAAUGAAGACUUCUUUCAAAAAGUUUUGACUAGGACUCACAGCAACUAGAAUUGAGGACCAGCUAACUAUUCUUUGAGUCUUUUCAAAUAAUGAUAUGAUUUCUUUACCAUUGGAUAGGUUUAGUCUAUUCUUAUUUGAAAUACUUAGUUCCUUAACACAGCUGAAAUGUAUUCCACUCCACAGAAGAAUGCUACUGCAGAGAGAAAGAUAAUGUGAGCUAAUCGGUAAGAUUUUUACAUUAGACUUCCUAUUUGAGGUUUAUUGAUACCUAAAUAUUAUCGCGGUUGCAUGAUGCUACUAGUUAGAAAGACAGCGACAACAGAAAAGAUUUUAUUCAAAACAUUUUUCUAUGAAAGCAUGAACUUGAAUACUGGUGGCUAUUGGGCUUCUGUAAAAAUCAGCUAAGACUGCUGCAUACGAGUGAUCCACAAUUUCAAGAAAAAUGUUGAGUUUGAAUCGACAGCAGCUUGUAAAAUCUAGCUAACUUUUCGUGAGUAUAAUGAAUUCAUUAGACAUAGUAUGAGCCCCUGAUGAAAGGAUAAGAAAGUGUUAGUCAAUAUUUAGAGCUUGUAUUUCCAAUACGAUUGAAGUUCUGCCAGUGGGAAAUUUUCCGGAUUAAAUCUCUUGAUCAUUGACUCCAUGAAAAUCCUUAAAAAUGAGCAAAAUAAGCAAAUUUUAGUUGACAAAAAUUUUAAAAAAACCGGUAAAAAACCGGUGAAGACCGGCCGGUCUGAGAAGUUAGACCGGACCGGAUCGGUAACCGGCAGACCGGCCGGUCCGGUUCCAAGUAUGACCCACACCCACACCCACACCCACACCCUGGCUAGGGCUUAGCUUUAUUUACAUGUCAGAUGUGAAAAUUCUGGCUUUCUCUAUACCCUAUUAGCUGAGAUGUUAGUCUAGUAGGGAGCCCAAAACUGGUAAAACUAGCUGUUUCAUUUGUUCAAUUUCUUCCCUAGACUUAGUAUUUCAAACGCAAUUCAAUUUCAAUACAGUUCUAUAUUUUAUUAUUGACAUAGACGCUUAUUUAUUAUUCCAAAGAUUGAGUUGUGUGUUCCAUUGAAUAAGAAGCCAAACGGAAGCACUUCUUUCGAUUCAAUUAUUUUUUUCUUUUUGCGUUCUACAACAAAUAAACCGAAGUCGAAAUGAUCGGCAACGAAUUAUCGGCGCGGUAGAUUUCUGAUUGAUUUUCAAAGAAUAUGAUCACAGUAUGCUAACGUCAAGCUCGUUUGACAUCGUUGAGUUUAUUCACAAUGUUUGCAUUGAGAAAUAAAACAGUUGCAUAUCUAAAUUGAAAGAAAGUUUCAUUGAUUCUACCCUACUAUUGAAAACUAUUUGUGAAUAUCUAUUCUCGAUUCCAGUUUUAAAUCGAGAAAACCAUAGACUGAUUUGGCUCCUUACUAUUCAAAUAUACUACCAUAUGAUUUCAGUUAUCACCUACAGGUCUUCUACAGCAAGUCACACAGGGUUAACAGACCAGUGAUUUGAGGUGAUAUGAGGCUAACGAUUUUGCUUUGCGUGUUGCAUACAAAAGUAAAAAUAUCUGAGUAUUGUCAGUGAGAUUUCAAGAAAAGGGGGGUGAAGGACAUUUUCAAUUCACUCUCGCUUGCACACCAUUUUUAUUUAUACGAAAUUCAUGACUUUGUAUUAGAUGUAAAAAACUAAAAUAUGUUAAUUCAAUUUUUUUCGUUAGAAAAUUUAUUUGAUGAAAUCUGAGUGCCUCAUGUCGACCUACAAGAAGCCUUUGUGUAACAUACAUCUCCUCGUUGUGAAGAAACCUACAACAUGUAUACUUAUCUACUGAUUCUUUUUCUCCUUUCUGCAAUAUAUAAUACAAUAUAUCAUAGAUGGAACCGGUCUAAUUUUUUUUAGACCGGCACCGGUACCGGUCUGAAACUUUUAGACCGGAUCGGACCGGCCGACAUACUGGUUUGACCGGCCUACCGGUAAAAACCGAUCUGACUGGUCUAAACCAGUCUAAUCGGUCCCAACCGGUCUUACCGGUCCAAAUCGGUCGAAACUAGUCUAUGUUUCUAAAAAUUGUGUACUUGAUUUUGUCAUCGAAGAAAGGGUUUUUUGCAAAAAAACUGAUUUUUUAUAAAGUUUGACCGAAGGUAAUCAAGGUCGAGAAGCUCAAAUCUGUAAUCGGUUUUUCGAAAUUUUGAGUUUAGUUUUUUCCAAAAAAAAGUUUUUUACAAAAAAAAAUCACAUUUUGCUAAAAAAUUAUUCUUUUGUAAAAAAAACUAUUUUUUGCUAAAAACUUAUUUCUUGUUAAAAAACCAUUUUUUGGUAAAAAACGGUUUUUUACCAAAAAAACGCUUUUUUUAAUCAAAAAAAUCAUUCUUUAGCAGAAAAAUAGUUUUUUAACCAAAAAAAUGGUUUUUUUUGCAAAAAAAAAUAAUUUUUUAGCAAAAGAAUAGUUUUUUCUACCAAAAAUAAUUUUUUAGCAAAAUAUGAUUUUUUUUUGUAAAAAAAAUUUUGUUGAAAAAAAUUAAACUCAAAACUUCGGAAAACCGAUAACAGAUUCGAAUUCCUCAACCCCAAAAACUUUUAGUCAAGUUUUAUAAAAAAAAUCGUUAUUUUUGGAAAAACCCUUUCCCUAAUGAAAAAAACUAAACUCAAAAUUUCCAAAAACCGAUUACAGAUUUGAACUCCUCGACCUCGAUUACCUUUGGUCAAACUUUAUAAAAAAUCAGUUUUUUUGCAAAAAAUCCUUUCUUUGGUAAACAAAAUCAAGUAUCCAAAUUUUAAACAUAGACUGGUUUCGACCGAUUUGGACCCGUAAGACCGGUCUAGACCGGUUUGGACCGGUCAGAUCGGUUUAGACCGAUCAGACCAGUCGACCGGUAGACCGGUCGAUCCGAAAUCCAGACCGGUACCGGUACCAUCUAUGCAAUAUAUCAGUGAAGUGAAAUACAAACGCUCAUUUUCUUGUCGAACACAAUCGCACACUACAAUCAAGAUCCAGUCGAUAAACAUAGCAAACCACAGGAUAAUCAAUCUUAUCCAGUAUUGUUAACUAUACUUGUAGAUCCACACAAUAUUCCGUGUUAUCUUCCGCUAUCAAUGCCAUCUGUCGGUAAAGUUUCUCAUCAAGUGCGUAAUUCAUCAUUGGAAUUUCUGUCUCUAUUCUUACGAGUCAUUCAAUCUAGUAUCAUCAUUCAUUGACAAAAGACAUGCGAUCUCAUUUUGUUAUCCAUGUAACCACUCGAUCACCAAAAACUAAUAUCCAUCCGACGAACAAUCAGUCUGCCAAUCCUCAAAACAUUUUGUUUCCGGUUAUAUUCUUAAAAUCUUUGAUUAUUCAUAUUUUCCUUUGUGUAAUUAGAUGUCAACUAUGUUGGCUGCGCGUUAUCAUCAAGGAAAAUCUCAGGCUGCCAUGAUCAGAGGAGAGAGAAGAGGAAAGAGGACGAAAGAGGGCAGAAAGAAUAUACGAGAGGUGACUUCCCAUCGGGAUCUUCUUGCAACAGCCCAGGAUAAGUCUGCCAAACAAAUUGUCAGUGAAAAUUUUCGUAAAUCAGUAAACAAUCAAACACGUGCCGACAAUGUCACCAAAAUUAAUCAAUAUUCCCAGUCAUCAAUGCAGGUGAGAUAGCAAAAUGAGGAGCAUGAUCAUUAUUAGAUUCUAUACACCUAAGUAUUUAUUAUUGAAGAUCUGGAAAUUGUUUAGUUUUCGUUCUAUGAACAAGUUCUUAUUUGAAGUAUAUACAUCUUCAUCAAAUUUUAGAAACUGUUAAAAGCUCUAAUUUGAUACAAAAUUCGAUAGAGAGAGUGUGUUCAACAAUUUUUACCCUAAUAAGUAUAUUUGUGUGCAACUCGUAUGUUUGACUACAUGCUAUGUUAGCUAAACUCUUAAUGAAAUGGUUCUUCAAACGGAGAGAAUGAUCAUUGUAAUAAAAAUCUAAUGUUUGUCUAUAAAUAAACGAUUUUUAUGUAGGCUUUCUACACUUUUUCCCCUUUUAUCAAUGGGCAACAUAAUUUGAACCCAUACAACCACUAGUUUUAAGAAAUAGAAUUUAUAUCUAAAAAAUUUAGUGAAAAAGGAUAGAAUGACAAUAGAACUAGAGAACUUUAGCAUCCUAUUGCGCAAAACUGCAUUUUGACGUUUUUUCAAGGAAAAAUGUUUGCCUUUAAGCAUCGUUUGCAUAAAACAAACUGGAAACGUAUUCAUUUACAUAGCGUCUAUCUUGAAAAAAAGUAUUUCAAAGGGAAAGUACUAAAUAAGGAUUGAAAACACAAGGAAAUACUAUCAUGUUAUAUGUAGUUCAAUAGCCUUUUUCUUAGUUAGUUUCUAUAUUGUAAUCGAACUUUUCCUGAUUCCAUCAAAAACACCUGCCUUAGAAAACAGGUUAGAGAUUGAUCAAAAGUCAGAUGAUAGAUUGAAGGAGUUUCGAGAAUAUAUUUUAAAAAGAUAACGAAUGAUCAACAAGUAUUUAUUGGUAUAAACUAAAGCAACCUAGUCCUCGUGAUAUUCCCUUUUCUGUGAGUUAAAUAUAAAAUUAUUUUUGUCCCAAUGGGUUAUAUUUGCAUUUGAGGCAUUCUUUCAAAUAAUUUUAUUUAAUUCGAUAAUAAAACUGAAACCAAAAUGAAACGAUUUAUCCUUUUUCUUUUGUCUAUAUUCAUCUUUUAAAUUAAUUCAGGCAACUGGCUCACGAUCAAAUGGAGUGGAUUUUCAAGAUAUCCAUCACCAAGCGUCGAACGGAAAUAAAACGAAUCACUAUUUUAAAUACAUUCGUUGUCAUUAUUCACCUGUCUGUUUAAUUCUGUCUCUACUUGCUCUUCUUCUUCUCGGUGCGGGUAUUGCUGCAAUGCUUGUCGCCUUGAUCGGUAUUCCUAAAACUACAAUAACAGCAACAACAGCGAUGACAACAACAACAACAGCUACUCUAAAAGAUGGUGAUAAUGUCCUGGGUGUAGCUUUAGGAAAAGGAAUUUAUAGAGCUGAAAAACCACUUGGUGGACGAUACUAUAAAUUUCUGACAACAUCACAUCCAAUGAAGUUGAUUGCACAACUACAGUUGAACUAUACGAAUGGAAAUUGUCAAUAUAUUGUGUCAGAUUCUAGCUGGCUAACGACUGUUACAGGUCCUUUACUUGAAUCUAGCUGGUACGGUGGUGAAGAAUAUGAUGCACGAAAGGAACUUAUUGGCUGGGAUACACCAACAUAUGACUAUUCGACAUGGAAGAUGGCAGAUAUUUCGACCAUACCAAAUCCCAAUGCUACUUAUCGAGCUCGACAAUCUCCUUCUAUCCAACCAGUUGAAGAAAUUACAGCCAUCUCUGUUACAGAUAAAGGUCAUGGUACGUAUGUCUUUGAUUUAGGGGUCAAUCAUGCGGGUUGGCCAAAGUUAAGUAUGAGAGGCCCACGUGGAACAACUGUCACUAUGAGACCAGCUGAGUUGCUCAGCUCAGAUGGAACUAUCAAUCAAGAAACUGAGGGCACUCCGAUUUAUGAUCGUUAUACCUUUUCUGGUAACGGUAUCGAGACCUAUGUUCCAAUCUUUAGAUAUCAUGGUUUUCGUUACUUGCAAGUAGAAAAUUUAACCUAUGUACCACAAGUUAACGAUCUCAAAAGCUACACAUUGCGUAUUAACAACGAUGUGACCGGUACAUUCAAUAGUUCUAUUAAACUCUUGAAUGAUAUCCAUAAAAUUGUCAACCGAGCCGUACAGAGUAAUAUGUUCUCUGUAUUUACUGACUGUCCUCAUCGAGAAAAACUUGGCUGGUUGGAACAAACUCAUCUUGUUUUUCCUGCCAUUCAACGCUUUUUCGAUAUCCAAGCCCAUGGCCGCUCAAUCGUUCGCCGCAUAGCUGAAGCACAAUUGAAUAAUGGAAUGGUUCCAUCAACUGCUCCUGAAUAUCCAAUUUUCAGUGGUGGCUUCCGAGAUGAGCCGAAUUGGGGAAAUAGUAUUAUUCUCCUACCAUUGUAUCUUUACCAGUCUUAUGGAGAGAAAGCUUUACUAGAAGAAUUUUAUUCCAACAUGGUCUCAUGGAUUGAUUAUUUGACGUCCAAAGCCAAAAAUAAUAUUGUAUCAUACGGUCUUGGCGAUUGGUUUGCCAUCGAUCAAUCAACUCCUGUUGGAGUCACUGGAACAUAUGGUUAUUGGAUGUCUGCUAAUGGACUUGCAACGAUUGCUUAUGCUUUGAAUAAGAUAGCUGAUGCUCAAAAAUAUUCAGACUUAACAUCAAAUAUCUCAUCUGCCUUUCAUACGACUUACUUCAAUGCGACUGCUCAUACCUACGCCACAGGAAGUCAAGCUGCUGAUGUAUUUGCAUUAGAAAUGGGUGCAGUACCGAUCACAGAACAACAAAACGUUAUUCAACAUCUGAUUAAUGACAUCCGUCAACGUGGAAACCAUACGUCUACUGGCGAAGUUUCUCUGCCAUCUUGGUUUCGAAUGCUAAGUUUCUAUGGCCAUGACGAUGUAGUCUAUGACUUUCUCUCACGUACGGACAGUCCAAGUUAUGGUUAUGUAAUUAUUCAUGGUGCAACAUCUCUUACCGAAGAUUGGGAUGGUCCCGCUCCAGCUCGAGGUCAAUCGCUGGCCAGCCAAAAUCAUUUCAGCUUUGGUGCUGUGGACGAAUGGUUGAUGUGCUCUCUUGCAGGUAUAAAACAGGCUGCUAACUCUAUAGACUAUCGCAUCUUAGAUAUUAAACCUGCUAUUGUUGGAAAUAUCAGUCAUAUUAAGGUAACUUAUAGAACAACCAGAGGAUGGAUUGAGACUCAAUGGAAUCGAGCUGGGACAACUUUUACAUUGAAAGUUAUGCUUCCAUAUGGAUCGAUUGCAAAUGUUUAUAUACCAGGAACGGACGCGACAUCAGAUUAUGGAACAUUGAUACAAGUCAGAAAGACAGAACCUAUGACCAUAUUUAAAAUUGAAAGUGGAAGUUAUACGUUUAAAUCGGUUAUUAAUGUAAAUACAAAACGAAACUGA